Molecule: messenger RNA, 1268 nt
Organism: Ctenopharyngodon idella (grass carp)
Lineage: Eukaryota; Metazoa; Chordata; Actinopteri; Cypriniformes; Xenocyprididae
Product: hydroxycarboxylic acid receptor 2-like
Exons: 1
Coding region: 1-978 (325 amino acids)
Biological process (GO): G protein-coupled receptor signaling pathway
Cellular component (GO): membrane
Molecular function (GO): G protein-coupled receptor activity
Source: RefSeq, a predicted model, not a curated record
AUGACGUCGAACAUCACUGCACAUCACUGCGGUACGUCCACUCAGAACCUGGUUGCAUCCGUCCUUCCUCCUUUACUCAUCAUCGAGCUGUUACUUGGUCUACCUGGCAAUAUCUUGGCACUGUCAGUCUUCAGCAAAAACUUUAAGUCUUGGAGGGCCAACGUCAUGUUCCUCUUCAACCUGGUUUUGUCUGACUUUCUUCUUCUGGUGAGCCUACCCUUCCGUAUUGACAAUUUUAUUCGUGGCGAGAAGUGGGUAUUUGGAGAUGCAUGGUGUCGGGUCAACCUAUUUAUGCUGUCAGUCAAUCGUUCGGGUAGCAUUGCAUUCAUGACCGCUGUGGCUAUUGACCGCUACUUUAAAGUGGUCCAUCCUCAUCACAAAAUUAAUCACAUAAGCACAAAACUAGCAGCUGGGGUUGCCUGCCUCAUCUGGAGUGUUGUGAUAUCUCUAAGGAUCCCUUUGCUGGCCAACAAUCUUCUGAGAGUGGAAAAUAAUGUUUCUCUUUGUAGGAGCUUCAGUAACUAUGAGAAACCACCACUAGGCAUCCGCCUGCAUUAUGCAGUGUUUAUUUCAGAGUUCUUUGUGCCUCUAGUACUUCUAGUCUUCUGCUCUGUUCGUAUUGCAUGUAUCCUACGGUCUCGCCAGAUGGACAAGGACAAGAGAGGGCAAAGGGCUAUUCGAACUGUACUAGUGAUCGUUGGGGUUUUUGUUUUCUGUUUCUUCCCUAGCAUUGCCACAGGAUUGACAACGCUCUAUUUUAAAAGUCUUGGAGAGGAGUACUGUAAGGCUUACAGCCUCACCAGUCAGUUGUUCUCUAUGUCCAUAGCCUUUACCUACCUAAACAGUGCUCUGGACCCGGUCAUCUACUGCUUCUCCAGCUCUAUCUUCCGCAAUUAUUUGAAAAGAGCCAUAAACCAGACAGGCUUAACGAAGCUACAGAUGAGCCGACGGGACAGUAUGCCCAGCGGAAGUGAUUGAAUGGAUUGGGGUUUUAUAAGCAUUGGUGCAGUGUUACUGCUUAGUAUACAAUGACUUUUUCAUUAUAGUUUUGUUUGUCUAGUUUUGUUUGUGAAACAUAUGCAAUAUUAACAUAUGACAUAUGUAAUAACAUAUGUAAUAUAUUUUGGACUUUUUUUGUUAUGAUGCAUAUAGUACAGAAAUUGUAUAAAAUACAUCAUGUCAUGAUCUGCUUUUAAUGUAAUUAAUAAAUAAAACAAUAAAUAAAAUAAAGCCAUAUAAGAAUUAUAAUAAAAAAUUUUAUUUAUUUA